AGGAAUGUUCCAGCGAGGGUAACACUAGGCUGCGUGAUACGACUAAAAGCUUCCGUCAGUGGCCGUUAGUUCUUGGAUAAAGCUCAAAGUGUUCGGGUCUACCCCAUCACAACCCCUCUACUACUAUUUUCCCUCUUUUUAACAUUAUAAUAAUGAAAACUACGUACAAAAAAACAUGGAAUAAAUAAAUCAAUAAUAAUAAAUAAAGAAACUCUGUGGUUCGUCACCCUGUUCAUUCAAUCCUCCCGGGUAUAUCCAACUACGAUAAAUGAUCAAUUUUACUUGUGUUUACUUAUUUCCGAAUAAACAACGACGGAAAAAAAUUUAAAAAAAAAAUCAUUAUUAAGGAUUAAUUGGAAAGUAUCAUUUAGUUAAAUAUGUUUUAAGUGAUUUAAUUUUGAAGAAUAUUUUUUUUUUUUUUUUUAUAUUCUAUAGUGACUGGAUUACCCGGGGUGGUUUUUAUUGUGCUGUUAGUGUUUAUUUUUAUGUGUGAGCUGAGGGAUAUAGUCAGUGGGCGUCGUGUGUAUUCGCGACCCAGUGAUCUGACCUUGGGGUGGCCAGACCAGGAUCAAUAAAAAUGUAAAGAUAAUAACGAGACUACGAAUGUCCACCAAUGUGAGGCCUUGCCGAGAGUGGUUUCCGGAUCCUCCCAUCGAUGUUUCGUAAUUUUGAGAGUGACAACUCUUGGAAGUCCAUCAUUCCCAGGAUGAGUUUCAAUAGUUCUUGCUAAAAGCCACUUGGUACGUGGCUUCACAUCAGUCAACAAACAAAACAAUGUCUUAAAUUUCAACAAGUGUGAGUGUUCCAUUCAGCACGAACAUAAAACUGACUUUGUUUCUAGGUGGGUGGACUGCACUUCUAUAAUGCCAGCUGAGAACGAUACAUCAGAUUGCAUUUUGGUAGUUGGUGUAUCCCGUCCGAAAAUAGCUGCUGCAUUUUUAACGAUUGCAUUAUUAUCACUCUUUCUAACAUUUCAUAUACUAUAUGACAGUGCUGUUUAUAGUCUUCAUACAACAACAGUUAUUGGAACAAUGGAUGAAACAGUUAAUGAUAGGGAUGAAACUCAACAACAAAUCGACCAGUCGCCAGUAAUGAUAUCGAAUACAGCACAUUUUUCAUUAACAAAUAGAUACUUACCACAAGCAAUAAUUAUUGGUGUUAGGAAAUGUGGUACACGUGCACUUUUAGAAAUGUUAUUCUUACAUCCACAAAUACAAAAGGCUGCUGGUGAAGUACAUUUUUUUGAUCGAGAUGAAAACUAUGAAAAAGGACUUGAAUGGUAUAGAAGAAAAAUGCCAUAUUCUUCAAAAGGACAACUUACUAUUGAAAAAAGUCCAAGUUAUUUUGUAACACCAGAGGUACCAGAAAGAAUAAGAGCAAUGAAUGCAAGUGUCAAACUUCUCUUAAUUGUUCGUGAACCAGUGACGAGAGCGAUUUCUGAUUAUACACAAUUACGUACUCACGUUGCAACAGCAUCGACAGCAAUAACGGUCGAGGGUAGUCCAAGGCCACCACAAUCAAGUCGCAGCUUCGAAGAACUUGUCAUACGAGCAGACGGUAGCAUCAACGAGUCUUAUCGGCCAAUAGCAAUAUCUCUUUAUCACAACUACAUGCAUCGAUGGCUUGAAGUUUUUUCACGUGAACAAAUACUCGUUGUGAAUGGUGAUCAACUCAUUGAAGAUCCUGUACCUCAGUUACGUAAAAUUGAAAACUUUCUUGGUAUUGAACCAAAAAUUGGUAGGCAUAAUUUUUAUUUUAAUCAUACAAAAGGAUUUUAUUGUCUUCGGAAUGAAACAUCAGAAAAAUGUUUAAGAGAAAGUAAAGGAAGGCGACAUCCUCGUGUAAGUCCAAUUGUCGUAACAAAGCUCAGAAAAUUUUUCAGUAUUCACAAUCAACGUUUUUUUGAGCUUAUCAACGAAGACCUUAAUUGGCCAGAAUAGUAAAAAAAUACGCAACAAACAAAUUAACAAAUACACCUCUUUUUCAAUUGUAACAUACGAGAUAUAUAAACAAAUUUAUUUAUGGAUAUGUGUUUCUUCAUAUUAUACUAAAUUGAAAUGUUUCAUUAUCAUGACUUGGCGCUGAUCAUUGUGUUAACUAGCCAAAUGCGAAACGGUUCUCACUUUAUCUCCUGAAACUUAAUAUAAAUAUCUGAUGGAUAAUUUAAAAUAACAGAUAUAUACAAUUUAAAAGAUUUAAUAUUUUUAUAAUCCAAAUUGGAUAUUGUUAUAUCGUUGAUGAAAGUUUGCUUUAUAUGGAUGAGUUUUGAUGAAAAAUUUUACGAAAAAGGAAAGUCAAAAAAAUGAAUGAUGUGACAGUCCAUUUCGUUUUUCCGUCUAUAGUUUAUCAAUGUUUUAAGUAACUGAUAACGAAUUGACGGUUUCAGUUUUGUCUAGUAGAAUGGUGGUACACUCGGAGUAUAACCUCGUCUCUGACCCGGUUUACCCCUUAUAUAUGUAUGUAUAGAAGUGAAUAAGGAGUGUAAGCUUUGGAUAAAAUCCGAAGCUUACCCUCCUUAUUUAUCUCCACGACCUCGAAGUAUCACUAUUCUACUCGACAAAACUAGAAGCGUCAAACGGUGCGUUCUUUCACUUGCGGGUAUCCCCACUUUUGAUAACCCUCCUCUAUUCUUUUCCUUUCUUUUUUCGGAUUGCGUGGAAUUCGAAGCACAACAGGGGCCCGUGCAGAAAUUAUUACUUAUUCGGAUCUUCAAGACGGCGGCAAUUCAGCCCAGCAAUUUAGAUAAGCACUGACGUCCGCCAUCUUGAAGAUCCAAAUAAGUAAUAAUUUCUGCAUGGGCCCCUGUUGUGCUUCGAAUUCCACGCAAGCCGAAAAAAGAAAGGAAAAAAAUAAAGGGUGGUCAUGAAAAGUUGGAAUACCUGCAGGUGAAAGAACGCAUCUAAUGUGUUAUGAGUUACAUAGCAUAGUUAUUCCUCACGAGCGUAUGAAGGUGCCCUUCAAUUUGAUACUCUUUUACCCAAUAAAUAUAUAGUCAAAAAUAAAUGCUGGGUAAUGAAUUGAAAAUUACAAGCAGAUAAGAAUGAAAUCAUAAUUUCACUAGUAAAAAUUUGUAUUUGACGUCUUAUUGGCAGGUCAUAUUCAAAUCGUUACUGAGUGAUGUAUUUUGACGAAAGUAGGUAAAAAAAGUGUUCAAUUCGUGCGUGCAUGAUGAUUAUAUAAAAUUCAUUAUCACUUAAAAAUUUUGAAAUUAUUAGACUUUUAAUUUUUAAUUUCUUCAACUAGUUCAAUGAUACAGUUAUUCUAUUGAACAUCUGACUAACUUUCUAGAUAUUAUGAUAUCUACUGGAAUAUUCAUUUAUUUGAACAGAUCUGAUUAUUGAAAGUUCACUUUAAGUUCCAUGGUACUUUUUGGGUUUACAAGAGUGUCUUCGUUACUGCACUCUAAAAUAGUAUCGAUUAUAUAUAUAUAUAUAUUAUAUAUAUAUGUACGUAUAUAUAUUUUCCACUCAGACAAGGGUUGACGAAUCUAUAAUUUUUAACAUCAGCCAAGAGUCAGUUGAAUCUCAGGUUGACGUGACUUAUGAGCAUUGGUUAUUUUAUUGAUGGUUAAACUCCACUGAGAAAAUGCCCUCCUAUUAUCUAGAAAAAACUUACAAAGAAAUACAUGGUUUAUUAGGGACAAUAACUGAUUUAUAA
Molecule: messenger RNA, 3657 nt
Organism: Aphidius gifuensis
Lineage: Eukaryota; Metazoa; Arthropoda; Insecta; Hymenoptera; Braconidae
Gene: Hs3st-A
Product: heparan sulfate glucosamine 3-O-sulfotransferase 5
Exons: 5
Coding region: 864-1940 (358 amino acids)
Molecular function (GO): [heparan sulfate]-glucosamine 3-sulfotransferase activity
Source: RefSeq, a predicted model, not a curated record